GCAGCUGCAGUGCUUGGUGAACAUUUCCUUUCUGGGUUUUCAGGCAAGCUGUUUAUCUGAGUUAGACGUGUAGUGUACGUUUAGCCUUACAAGGUGCUGUCAAGCAACACAUAUCAAGGGACAUUUCUUGUCAUGUCUGAUGGCCUGGAGAAGUUGGAGGAUGAUGAUGAGUGCUGGGCACGGCUGGAGGAUUACAGAAUGCUUCUCAUCAAGACCAUUGAGCCCUCCAGGAUAACACCUUAUCUGAGACAGUGUAAGGUUCUGAGCAGUGAAGAUGAGGAACAGAUCUACAACGACCCCAGUCUGGUUAUCAGACGGCGAAAAGUUGGGGUGCUGUUAGACAUCUUACAAAGAACUGGACUAAAAGGCUAUGAGGCAUUUCUAGAAAGCCUAGAGCUUGAUUAUCCAGACGUGUACCGCAAAAUCACCGGCAAAGAGCCUGCUCGGGUCUUCUCCAUACUUAUUGACACUGCCGGGGAAUGCGGGCUCACUCAGUUCCUCAUGAGCGAGGUGUCUCGCCUGCAGAAGCUCGCACAGGACGAGCGGAGGGUGAGGCGCGAGGUGUCUGCGCAGGCGGCGGAGCAGCUGAACACCAUCCGCCAGCUGCAGCUGUGCGAGACUGAGUUGCGCAAGCAGCAGGAGCGCGUGCAGCGUAUGCGAGAGGAGCGCGCGCACGUUUGCGAGGAGGCGCGUAAACUGAGAGACGAGAAUUACCGACUUAUGCACGAUCUGACCCGACUGAGCGAGGAGAAGAACUGCGCUCUCAUGAGUAACCGUGAUCUCCAGCUGGAGAUUGAGAGACUAAAGCACAGCCUAAUGAAUGCAGAGAGUGACUCAAAGAUCCAACGUAAAAAGACAAUAACCUUGAAAAAUGCCAUGGAGCAGAGGCCCAGUCAGGAGAUGAUUUGGCAGAUGCAGAGAGAAAAUGAUCUCCUCACUGUCCGUAUACAAGAGCUUGAAAGCGCUUCCAAGGAGCAUGAAAAGCUUGAUCCACAGUCCUUGGAGGAAUUCAAGCAACAAAGUCAGGCUCAACACCAAGAACUGGUGAAUGAUAUAUACAAUAUACGCAGAGAUCUGCACGAUGCAGAGGAGCUACGUGAUAAGUAUCGAGAGGAGAAGGAUGAGUUGGAACUGAAGUGCACAAUGCUAAAGAAGGACUCCAAAAUGUAUCAUGACCGAAUGAAAGACAUCCUGAAGCAGUUGGAAGAAGUCAUCAAAGAACGAGAUAUGGCUAUUUCUACAAGAGAGGAGUACCAUUUGGAGAACUCAAAAAACCUUCAAGACAAGGACCAGUAUCGCAAACAGAUCCGGGAGAUGGGAGAACGUUAUGAUGAACUUCAAAUCCAGUUGUUCCGAACUCAAGGAGAAGUUCUUGCUCUUCAAGCAAAACUCUGUAAACAAAAAAACCCAAUUCAAGUGAACUCAGAAGACAGUUCCUUGCCGAGUUCAUUUGAGCUGAAAAGUCAGACUAGUGAGGAGGAGUGCAGGAAGAGGUGUGAAAAGGAUACAUGUGGUCGGAAGAGCGAUGUCAACAAUGUUCUCUUUAUUGAACAUUGCUCCUUUUUUCCUCACACAGACAUUAGUGAAGAGUCACAGAGCCAAACAUCUGGGGAGUUCAAUUCUUGUUUGUUUCCGGAAAGGUUCUCUGAGGAAGACAUCUUAACUACCUGCAAACUUAGAGGACGAUGCAACUUCUAUAACAGGAGGAAAUGUGCAUUAAGAACCAAAAAGUUCACAGUUAAAGAGAAUGUGCAGUCAAUCCUGAACAACACUACAGGGAGUGACACAGAUGGGAUGUGACACACUGCUUUGGACAAGAAAUGUGGCCUUCUCUAAAGACAUCACAUAUUUGAUGAGAAUCCAGUAUUGGUUUGCAGCCAGUGACUCAUAAAAACCUGACAAAUAGGGUAAAACAGGACUAAAGGCACACCUUAAGGAAAAUGUGCUUUCUUUCUCUUCACAAAGCGUAUAAAGAAAAAAUACAUUUAUUUUAUUGAAUAUUGAUGGAGCAACAACAUUUGUGUGAAAAGAAAAAAUAACAGAAUGUUGUUUUAAAUAAAAAAAUUUUUUUAUUUUUUAAAGGUGCCAUGGCGAGGGAGAUAAAAGUAAACGCCCCUAGGGCAAAAUUUGUCAACUUAGGCAAAUACUUUUUCACUGCAAGAUGCUAUUUUGAGUAACACAUUAAAACAAUGCAAAAUAACCUCAGAAAAGGGCAUACAAUUCUCUGUUAAUAACAAUCACAUUUUGCAUUUCAUAACAUCUCAAGUAUUCUUUAAAUACAGUAAUCUCCACUGUGAUAGGACCAGUAAAUGUGAGCCCACUUUGAACAUUUUUCAUAACAAAUCUAUUCGCCCCACUUAAGAAAAUUUUUUUGUUUUAUGGGGGCCUUUAGCCCCUGCAACAGGGGUGCUUUUUACCUCAAAUACUAUCCUUUCACUUUUUAUUUAAUCACCCUGAACAAAACUGAGAAUGACAAACAAGUAUUUAGUAUUUAAAAUAUAUGUGGAAAUUGAUCAAACUUUGGACAUUACACGCAAUGAUCUCAUGGAUCAGGAAAAUGUUGCAGUGCAUAGUGAUAAAUAGGUGUUAAGGUAAGCACUGUGGUUGUUUUUGUUGCUGUUUAUUGUUUUGGGAGAAAAUAAAAUCAAAAGUGCCUUUUACCCCGGGGGCCCUUUAGCCCCGUUGUUCCCUUUAAUUGUUCUCUAAUCUAAAAUAUGUUCAGUCAGUAAUUGAUAUUGCCAUGACUCUAAUCUGACAAAGUUUCUCUAUUUAUUUCUUCUGUAUAUAUGAGAGAUGAUCUGCUUGUACAGUGUACAUGAUACAACAUAGUGCAUGUGAUUUUCAAAAUUGUUUCAUAAAAUUUCCUUUAACUUUAUAACGACAUCCAAAACUCACGCCCUUUAUUUAAACUCAAACGUUUGUUACUUUCUUAAUUUAUGAGGUUUACAGUAGUAAUCGAAUGAUAAUAAAAAAUAUUAUAUGAUUUUUCCCCCGUAUUUUGUGAAUUUUCAGCAUAUGUGCACAAACGUAUCACAAUAGACUAUAAUGAUUAUAUGUCAUCAGGGGCGGACUGGGACUAAAAUGUGGCCCUGGACUUUCUGGCCUAGAGUGGCCCACCAAACCCGGCCCGCAACACACCACACCAUAACACACCGGCUCAUUGAUUUCAUUUUCUGGCUCAAUUUCAAAUUUUUGUGUUAAAAAAAAAAAAAAGAUGUUCCUAUUGACUGCUAGUCAUGACAAUGGGCCCCACAGUGCAACAAUUGUCAUAAUGUUAAAAUAUAUAAAACCACCGUAAACGUGAUGAGUGGAUUUUUUAGAGAAAGCACUAAAAUAAGCACUUUAUAGCUCAGACAAAUAGCUUGUCCGAAAACUUUUUUCCCAACUUACAGAUGUUAGGUUAAAAUGUACAUGAAAGUACAAUGGAAAGUGUGUAUUUUAGGUGCUGUGACAAGUCAGUAUUUCUUCAAAGUUUUUAAAUAUUUAAAUCACUUUUAAACUUUUUUCUAGAAUUGCAAAUACACUAUUGUCUUAGUUAAUAUGAGGUUGUGGAAACAAGUAUAAUAAUAAUAUAUUAUACAUGUACUGUAUAUGUAUAUAUAGCUAUACAAGAUCAUAAAAUGUUGUUUCAGAUAACUAGAAGAAGAAAGUGUCACACAGCAGGACACUGAUGACAAUACUUAAAAUUUCAUGUAAUUUACUCACAUAAAUGUGUAAAUGUGUAUUUAAAAAAAAACAAUUAAAACAAAGUUGGCCAGAAUAUGUGCAUAUAUAAAUAUAAACAAAUAUAAAUAGAUGUAAAAAAAAUAAACACCUCUUAAGGUGUAGAUCUUUGCAGAUUAAUUGCUCGUAUUUUCACUCUAUAUGAGUUUGUUGCGUCUUUAUAUUUGCAGUGUUUUAAUGCCUUCCCCAGAUUAUUCUUGAGAAAAAGUGAAAAGCCCAAUGCUUUGACAAGCACUGUUUCUGCUAUCCUUUAAACAAAGUAAGCCUCAAAGACUCAAAUAGCCACAAAGUAAUACUUUUCAUGACUUAUUUUCCACAUUUUUUUUAUUAUUCAGCAAGCCGCACUUCAGCUCCCUGCGGUAUGAAUAAAUUAUGCAAAUUACAAUGUACUGCUCAUAUCUUUACUGUUUGCAGAUUUUAAAAUACGCUGCUGUUAUUGUAUUUGUUGUAACUUGCAGUUAUUUGCCAUUUUCUGAUUAUUCAGAGCUCAUCUUAUACUUAAUAUGUUGUCUUUGGUUGUCACCAAUAUUUUGAUUUGUAUGUCAAAUAAUGAGGUCCGGGCGAGGUUCAAAAUUAAUGCGCUUAAACAGAAAUGCGUUACAAUGUGUAAGUAAUGUAAUUUCAAAGUCAUUGCAGUUUUUCAAAAUAAAAGCCAUUUUAUUGGCUUUAUCUUACAGAGAUUUUAGAAUAUUCUCUCUGUAAUGGGGUUGGCACGGGCAUGUUGUCACUUGUGUGGACAUGUUAUGUAAAUAAAAGCCAGUGAAUGUGA
Molecule: messenger RNA, 4492 nt
Organism: Myxocyprinus asiaticus (Chinese sucker)
Lineage: Eukaryota; Metazoa; Chordata; Actinopteri; Cypriniformes; Catostomidae
Product: caspase recruitment domain-containing protein 9-like
Exons: 12
Coding region: 133-1800 (555 amino acids)
Biological process (GO): regulation of apoptotic process; positive regulation of canonical NF-kappaB signal transduction
Source: RefSeq, a predicted model, not a curated record